Copidosoma floridanum is the source of this 11176-nucleotide messenger RNA. It is a transcript of the gene Vps13, whose product is annotated as vacuolar protein sorting 13C. The record is from RefSeq and is a predicted model, not a curated record. Gene Ontology annotation, biological process: protein retention in Golgi apparatus; protein targeting to vacuole. Lineage: Eukaryota; Metazoa; Arthropoda; Insecta; Hymenoptera; Encyrtidae.
UCAAAAACACACACACGACACACCUUAUCAGCGAUAUCAGAGUGUAGCAUUCAAUUUAGUCGUUUCGCUCUGUUCGCUCGCGGGUGAAGCGCAGAAAAGAGAGCUGACACGCGUUAAAAAAGUUGACUGAUAAACACUGUACUUAUAUCGUCACCUAAUAGAUUUUUGGGUUCCCUGGGGAAAUAAAAAGUGCGUAGCCCCGUGUGCGGUCCUUGAUAAAACAAAACGCCAGAAGAAAAAAAAAAAAAAAGAAGAGAGACGUGCAAUUGACAAUGAAAAAUGAAAACAUGCGGUUAUCCCUUUUGGGUGAACUUGUCAAUAAGGGAUAAUAACAACAAUAAACAAUAGUUGAGUACAAUGCUGAAGUGAGGUUAUGCGGGAGAGAGGUACACAGUGUACACACUCGGGAAACAGUGUGGUGUAUGUUCAGGUAUAUAUACACAAGAAAAGGUGUUAAAAAACAACUCGUGGAGUCUAUCGUGUUGUUGUCAUCAACAACGACGGCACUGUCAACGUGUCAACUCUCCGUCGGUCUCGCGAAGGAGCAGAAGAAACGUGCGUGGAAUUCAUCAACAGACCUACAAAUGCAAACGCUGUAGGCUUCUCGUUACAUACCCACCCACCUUCUCUAUUAACUUCUCCAAAGACCGCAUUGUCACUAUUGUAUUCGCGAGAGAAAAAUAGAGGCUCUGGUGUUAGUCGUUAACUUACUAUUUCAAAAAAAAAAAAAAAAAAAAAUUCCCCCAAAUUUGAAAAAAAAAAAAAAAAAAACGGUGUUAGGGAGCCCCGGCUGAUCGUCAAAAUGGUUUUCGAAUCGAUAGUCACCGAGCUCCUAAACAAAGUCCUUGGGGAGUACAUUGAAAACUUGGACUACUCGCAGCUGAAGCUCAGCCUCUGGGGCGGAGAUGUAGUCCUCAAGGAUCUCCUGAUAAAGGAGAGCGCCCUCGACAUGCUGGACCUGCCCAUAAAAUUGGACUACGGUCGACUGGGCAAGCUCGUGCUCAAGAUCCCGUUCAAGGACAUGUGGAACGGCCAAAUAGACGCGAUAAUCGAGGAGCUGUUCGUCCUGGUGGUGCCGAGCAGUCAGGUGACCUACGACGAGGAGAAGGAAAAAAAGGCACAGCUCGAGGCCAAGCGCGCGGAAAUCGCGAGGGUCGAGAAGAGCAAACAGUUGGACGAUAUGAAAAAUCAAGAAAAGGUGGACGACUCGAUGAUGGAGAAGCUGAUAGCGAGGAUGAUCAAGAACAUCCACGUCGAGAUCAAGAGGAUACACGUGAGGUACGAGGACAGAGUGACCUUCAAGGAGCACCCCUUUUCCGUGGGCUUCACCUUGAACAGCUUCGCACUCGAGAGCUGCGACAACAACUGGUCCACCACGGGAAACCUCAAGGACAUGUACGCCAUCCAACAGAUAUUCAAAUUGUGCACAAUGGACGGCCUGGCCUUGUAUUUGAAUCCGUCGCCAAAAUUGUUCAGCACCGAACCGCAGUCAGAGUACUUGAAGAUAUUUUCCGAGAGCAUAGCCACAGCUAGUUUUGUACCUGUUGAUUAUCAAUAUUUGCUGGGUCCGAUAAACGUGAACGCAAAGCUGAAGCUGAACCCAAAGCCCGAAACGGACGGCAGCAACUACACGAUACCCAAAGUCUUUCUUGACUUGGAGAUGCAAAAAUUGAGGAUCGGACUGACAAAGCGCCAGUACCAGACUCUCAUGCAGAUGGGGGAGGGCUUAGAACAGGCGAGGAACGCAGCGCCGUACAGAAAGUACAGGCCGAAUCUGACCUCGUAUCGCGGUCAUUACAAAGAAUGGUGGCAUUUCGCGUACACGUGUAUAUUGGAGGAGCAGGUGAGGAGAGCCCGGCGAAACUGGGACUGGAAUCACAUGAAAAAGCACAGGACCUCGUGUAAGGAGUACGCAAAGGUUUAUCAGAAAAAAUUAACGUGCAAGCGUCCGACCGCCGAAAUUGAACAACAAUUGACGGAGCACGAGUACACCCUGGACAUAUUCAAUCUCAUCAUUAUUCGACAACAAAUUGAAAUGGAGGUGGAGAAGUUGGCGGAGAAGGAGAAAGAGCUGAGAGCGAAGCGAGGGUGGUUCGGAUGGGUGUGGGGAUCGCCCCAGCAGGAGGAAACUCAGGAAUUGAACACGGCCGCGGCUAUCAUGAAAAAAUUCGAGGAGGCGAUGACGGCGGACGAGAAGGCAAAGUUGUACAGAGCCAUAGAUUACCAAGAAAACACCGCUCCCACGCAUUAUCCCGAAACUUACGAGAUGAUAGAUAUGAAAUUUUUUCUGCACGGUCUGCAAGUAUUGUUGAGUGACACCGACAAAAGUGAUCCCGAGGUCUUGGAUUUGCAGUUCAACGGAGUUCAAACGGGAUUCAAAUCCAGACCGUCCGCCAAUGCUAUUUUAGUAACAGCAUCGAUAAGCGACGUCAAACUCAUCGGUGUUAAGCAAAACGACCAAAUGCCUUUGCUCAUCAGUUCGGAGAACGGUAUAGGCUCGGAGAAGGAGUUGUUUUUCGGCUCUUUCGAAACCAAUCCGCUGGACAAGCUCUGCGGUCAGCGUGUCAUCGUCAAAUCGAAUUCCGCGCAUGUUGUGUACGACGCUCAAACCAUCAUCGAACUGAUCAAGAUGUUCAAAGUACAAAAUCCAUCGACUCUAACACAGUUGCAAGAAGCUGCGGCAGCGAAACUCGACAGUUUCAAGGAAGCCUCGGCACUUGGCUUGGAGUACGCCAUUCAGAAGCACGCCGCUCUGGACAUUCAAGUCGAUCUCGAGGCGCCCCAGCUUAUCGUGCCUUACGGCGGCUUUUACACGGGCAACGAGUCCCUGCUCGUUAUCAAUCUCGGUAGUUUGAAAAUGCGCUCGCUCGAGAAGCCAAAGGAAACCGACGAUCAUCUGAGCGUUAAGCAGUUGGUUAGUAUGGGAAAAACAGAGGAAGACAUCCUGGCGCAUCUCAGACAGCACAGUUACGACAAGUUUAUUCUGAAAAUCAUCAACGUUCAGGCGCUUAUUUCUUUGGCAAACGAAGACUGGCGAGAUGCCUUGACAAACACCAUCAGUCCGAUAAAAAUCUUGCAGCCUACAACGUUAGAGGUGCAGUUUCACAAGUGUCUGAUAACGGACGAUCCGUUAUUGCCGAAAACUAGGCUGAUAGGCCAGUUGCCCUCGGUCACCAUAAACAUAACAGAAACUCGUUUGCUCGAAGGUCUUGCUAUCGCACAAAGCAUUCCAAUGCCCGAAGAAGAGCCAUCGGAGCUUGCUCGAAUGUCACUGUCCAAGUCUGGAUCGCAGAUGUCACUUUUCAAAGAAUUGACUUCCAUACCGUCUCUCAUGGAAAAGAAGCAGGAUGAAAAACCAAAGAGCCCCAUGAAGCAAACCACCGACUUGGAGGCUAAAUUCGUCAUGAAAGAAUUCAUAUUGACGAUAUCAAAGCAAGAGAUCGACGCGGUGACUUCUCCAUUCUUUAGGUUUGAGUUGUUACAGCUGGAGGCUGAAUUAAUGCAAAAAACAUACACCCAAGAAGUCAUGCUGAGGUUGGGAGGCGUUCAAGUUAAACAGCAUCACAAGGUCGAAGAAAUUUUCAUGAUCAAUACUCCCAUGUCAUCGGGAAGCGAAGAUUACCUCAUAGUCAUUAGAUUCAUUAAUAUGGAUAAACGUUCACCGGAUUUCAUGAGACAAGGUUCAGUGGUAAAUUUAUUGCAACUCGAGUUUACGACUUUGGAUGUUAUACUCCAUCAAGAAUGUCUGAUAAAUGUUCUUCAGUUUUUAUCCAAUAUUCAAGAUAACAUUACUUCGGUGACAGCGACGAUAAAAGAAAAGAAAAAAGAACAGAGAGUAGAUAGAGUUGCUCAUUUGUCGACCAUCCAAGAAGAUACAUCGGUAUUUAUUAAGGAACACAUUCAAAAGCAAAGAGUCAUCAAAAAUAGCCGAAAAAAAGUUCACGUUGAGAUAACCGACCUGCAAGUUACCGCCAAGAUUGACAGGAUCAGUCUGAAAAUGAUGAACGAAUUAAGAGACAUUAGCGCAUUUUACAUCAAAGGCAUAGCUGCCGGUUACACAAUGAAAGCUUCACACUCCAAAGCCAAUGUACAUCUUACUUCAAUUAGCAUCAAAGAUUUGAACGUCAAAUCUAUUUAUAGGAAUAUCAUAUCAGUCGAAGGUUCCGAAUCACUGCAAAUUGAAGCAAUAAUGAAUAAUAUCACUCCCGACGACAUCGACAAGAAUAACAUGUCAAUUACAGUGACCAUGGGCUGUCACAGAGUCGUGUUCUUAAAUGCCUUUGUUACGUCGGUUAUGAAUUUCUUAAAUAAUUUCCAAGCUGCUCAACAAGCCAUUGCAGAGGCGUCAGCUGCGGCUGCCGAAGCUGCCAAAACCAACAUCAAAGAUGUGCAUCAAAGAGCCACUCGUAUCGAGUUAUCCGUCAAUUUGAAAGCGCCUGUAGUAUACGUUCCUAUGAAUUCAACGAGCGAGCACUGCCUCAUGCUGGACAUGGGUAAUCUCACGGUCAGCAACGAUCUCAAGAGAAUCAAAACCGACACACCCUCCGGCGAGUAUCCCAUCCUCGACGAGAUGAACGUCGAAUUGCAAAACUUGAAGCUGUCCCGAGUGCGGGUCAACAAAGAAAACUUCGCAGCGGAGAACGAGGUGGUGCUGCUGCAACCGGUGAGCGUGAUGCUGCAAAUCAAGCGCAACCUGUCGGCCGCUUGGUUCCGCGACAUUCCUGACAUCGAGAUGUCGGGCCGAAUGAAGUGCAUCAACGUCUUGCUCAAUCAUGAGGACUACACCACGAUAAUGGCCACUCUGAAUGAGAACCUCGGCGAGUCCGUCGAGGAUGGCACCGUGGCACAGGCUGUCGUGCCCGCCGGCAAGAAAUCCAUCGCCGAGGAGUCGGGCAAAACUAUCUACGUCGAAGUUGUGAAGGAAACCAGCCACUUUGACCUGCAAGAGACGCAUCAAGCGCAGACCACGAUCAAAUUUGAGUUUAUCAUGGACAGCCUCGUCAUCGAGUUAUUCACCGGAGGAUCCCGAAUGCUGAAAACGCAAAACUCGCCCUUACACCUGCCGCAAAAUAGUCUAGCCAAGUUCGGUCUGACCUACUUGGCAGUCAAAGGGCGCAUGUACGCGGACGGAUUGUUGGCCACCUCGAUUUUACUGAUGAAUUGCACACUAGACGAUACGAGGCCAAAUAGACAGGGUUCUCUGGUUCGGAUAAUGGAAAGGACGACCGAGGUACCGAAAUUUGAAAGCUUGGCGGAGCAAGACGCCAAGCCUGUGCGGAGCAUGCUGGAUGUUACGGUCAAGAAAGAGGCCAAUGAUAUGUUUGUUGACGUUCGAGUGUUCUCCUUCAGCACAAUAAUAUCGCUCGACUACCUAAUGAAGAUCAAGGCCUUCUUCGACACGGGUCCCCAGGCUUCCAUGCAAGCUUCACAAAAAGCACAAGCUGAAUCAGCCCUUAAAAAAAGAGCCGUCCAACCGGCGCCUCCUCCACCGCAGGACAUGACCAUGACGAUAAAUUUGCUCAUCGAGAAGCCGGACAUCAUUCUUCUCGAGGACAUGGAUGACAUCGAUUCUAAGUGCAUAAUAUUGAACACCGAGCUGACCCUAAAAUUGAGAAUGACGGGCGAGCACCAAGUGAUCAGUGGCUCGAUCAAGGAUCUUUCCAUCUUGACAGGCAUCUAUAAUCCCUUAAAGAGAACUGAUUCGAUUUACCAAGUGCUGCGACCUACGCGCAUCAAUAUUGCAGGAUCGACACCAGAAGGCAAGGGUCUGCACAUCGAUGUCAUCAGUACUGACAUUCACAUUUCGGUCUCACCUGGGGUCAUUGAUAUUUUGAACCGAGUACUGCAAACGGUGAUUAAAAAAGAGGAAGAAGGCGAUGAAGUGAAAAAACUCGAACCUAAUCACGAGGGUCUUUGGAUUAUCAAAUCAUUCAAGGAAACGGAUUAUUGGUUCUUGAAGACUGAAAUGGGAACGGAAGCACAAGAGGGUCUCGAGUUUUCCGACGACGAGGAAAACUCCGUAGCGGCGUACAAACCCGAGCUGGCUAUUGUUUCCGCACCCACGAUUUUACUUACUCUCGAGGCUGGCGUUGGCAAUAAAACCCUGCCAAUGUUGCUUUUACACCUUGGUUUCCAGAGCAAAGUCAACGACUGGAGUACUAAUACGAUGUACAUCGAUUCAGUGAUUUCGGUGGUCAUGGCGUACUACAACAGUCGGCUGGCGUUGUGGGAACCGUUGAUCGAACCCAUGGAGGCGAUCGAAAAUGGAAAACGUAUUUCGACUCCCUGGGAAUUGAAAACUAAGAUACAAUUCAACGAUACAUCGGUGGACACGGCAGUGACUGCGUUGGGUAGCACAGUCGUGGACUCUGAUCUGGACGAGUUGCAACAAAAAUCGAGAAUGUCGAUCGAAGUUUUGUCCUCGGAGAACUUGGAAGUGACAGUCACGAAAACGUGCUUAGAUGUUCUGAAGCAGCUUGGAAAUGCUUUCUCGAACGCCAUGGAAGUUGAAAAUAAAACGUCCAUGAAGACAGUAGCACCUUACAUAUUGAAAAACGAGACCGGACUGGCCAUGACUUUGGAUUUGGAAAAUAGCCACUUCAAGAUUGCUGAAGAUGAAGCUGGAAAACCUGUCAGCAAUAAUCAAACAUACUCGGAAGUUAUUUUAGAAUCUGGAGCUUCGGUAAUGUUAGCCUCGAAAGUAAAGGUCGAGAUCCAUUUGCUAAAUGAACUGAAAGCCGAUACGGUGAAAGAUCGGGAAGCGAAUAAAUUCGUCAUUUCGUUCAAAGACAUCGGUGGAAAACUCGAAAUUCCGAUUCUCAGAGCCGACAAGCGAUUCUUUUCUUUAAAGUAUCGAAAAGAAGGCUCGGAGGAGUGGGGCAUAAUUUCGGACGUCGUCGUCGAAGACGGCAGUACAAUUGUCACGUUGCGAAGUGUCUUGCAAGUGCACAAUCAUUUUUGCGAGCCAGUUUCGGUUUAUUACAUGACGAAGCGCGGCAACGAGGUCGAAAAAGUCGGCACCGUUCAACCAGAUGAAAAAUUAAAUCUGCCGUUGGAUGCUGUGUACACUCCGACGAAUAUCUAUUGGUUGUUUUUCAGUAUCGACGGCUACAUGGUUUCUAUCGAGCCGUUCAUCUGGAAAGACCUGCAAAAAACCGUGUCCAUGACGAAACUACUUAAAUGUGAAACUCGCACGAAAAUGGAGACCAUAGAGCCCUUCUACAUUCAAACUCUAUACGCGGUACUCGUCGUCGCUAGUAUACUCUUUAACAGCGAGACCCUCGGUAUGUUGCUAAGCAUUGCCGAGCGGCGCUUCGCCGGGCGUCUCCUGUCUCGCUUGGCCCUCGGCUACUGGCGUGCCCAGAACGCCGAUGCUACUACUACUACUACUACUAACUCCGCACAACCGACCACUUCUACUACUAUCGCGAAACAGCCAGGAUUGCCCAUUCAGGCUGUGGGCGAAAUCGAGCAGGUGUACUUUGAAAAUACUUCGAGGCACACAAUGGCCAGUACGAUAUACAAUGUGCAUCUGUACCCGUCCAUUUACCUUAAAAAUUUCCUGCCCAUCGACAUAAUCAUCUGUUUGCCCGGUAAUACCCAGGAGAAGCGCGUCGAGGCCAGCACGACACUCCAAAUAUCCACAAUAGAUCCGAAUCGCUCUAGCUUCGUCAUCAAGCUGUCACAGUACCUCGAAAAGGACUGGUCGUGCAAGGUGGAGCUAACCGAGGACCCGCCAGAGUUCUCAGUUUGGUCGUUCGAGUCGUUCGACAGUGCGCAAAAAGUCAUCAUGGAUCUGGGCAUGCACACUUCCUACAAGCACGGCUCCAUCAUUAUGGCGCUCUACUGUCCUUUCUGGAUGCUCAACAAGACGGGCCUCAUGCUCUCCUACAGAAAAUCAAGUAAAGGUGGCAAAGAGCAUUCAAGCCCAAUCAAGUACGGGGGCAUCAACGUCGAUGUACAAAUCAACGAGGGCGGAGUUUACAUAUCACUGUCAGCCUACACCCACGGCAAUGCCCCGGCGUUGAUAAUCAACCACACGCAGUACAGCAUGAAUCUUUGGGAAAAGGGAUCGAUGAACGUCAGAACCGUCCACUCGUACCAUCGAAUGUUCUAUACGUGGGAAAACCCAGCUGGGCCAAGGCUGUUGGUUUGGGAGGACGGAGCAAAAAAGGAAAUCGCGGAUAUGCUGCGCAAGGACGUCCUUGGGGUCUUCAAGCUGCCCGAUUACGACGUCGAGCUGUACUACGUGUCCUUCUUGGAUGGAAUUCAGCGAGUUUUGUUGUUCACGACGAGCCUGAAAAUUGCCGAGGAUUGUCAGUUGGUCGGUGACCUUGAAAUCAUCGACCAGGACAUUACCCUGAGCAUUCACGGCAUUGGUCUGUCGCUCGUCAACAACAUCAAUAGAUCCGAGCUACUGUACAUAUGCAUCGCAAGCUCGGGAAUAAUUUGGGAGACGAGAAAAUUAUCAGCCGGCAGGUGGCGAGCUCUGAGCAAUCGCGAGGUUUGCCUAAUCGAGGCCGGGUAUCAAAAGUACCUGAGAGAACUCCAGGUCGACAAAGAAACGCCGUAUCGCGUGGCGUUGGAGCCGAAAUUUGAGAUCGAUUACUUGAACAUGGAAAUACUGAGGCCGCACCGGCGCUACCUGCGCCGUACCUUCCAGACGGGCCUCUGGAUGCAGUAUCAGACGUCGGUGCACCAGGUGCAGUUGCACGCCAAAAUCAAUAGGCUUCAAAUCGACAAUCAGCUGUCGGAUUGCGUGUUUCCGGUUAUUUUGGCUCCCAUACCGCCACCGAAGAGUGUCACGCAAGAUGCAGUUAUGAAGCCAUUUGCCGAAAUGAGUAUAGUGAAACGGUUAUUGGAGCACAGCAACGUACAGCAGUUUAGGUAUUUCAAAGUCUUGAUUCAAGAGUUCCAUGUCAAAGUCGAUUUAACUUUCAUGAAUGCCGUGAUGUUGUUGUUCGAAGCUGAUGAGGCAAAUGACGCCCAAGAGAGCGAAUUGUUUAAAACAGAUAUGAAGUUGGUGGAUGAGCCACUUCUGCAUCACGUUAAUUUGAUAACAACUGCCGAACAAAAGAACUUUUUCGAUUUGCUACAUUUUUCUCCUCUCAAGAUUCACAUAAGUUUCUCGAUGACUGGCAGUGGUGGCAGUGGACCCUCGGCGGUUCCUCAAGUAUUGAACGUUUUACUGCAGGGCAUUGGUGUCACGAUAACAGAUAUCAACGACAUAGUUUUCAAACUGGCAUACUUCGAACGAGAUUAUGUGUUCAUGACAAACAACCAACUGAUCUCGGAAGCAACCAGUCACUACACUGGUCAGGCGAUAAAACAGCUCUACGUCCUCGUUCUCGGAUUAGACGUCAUAGGCAAUCCCUACGGUCUCGUCAUGGGUGCCAUGGAAGGUGUAGGCGAUCUCUUCUACGAGCCCUUCCAAGGUGCCAUUCAAGGCCCCGGCGAAUUCGCCGAAGGUCUGAUGCUUGGCGUACGAAGUAUGGUCGGCCACACGGUUGGCGGGAUGGCGGGUGCCGUUUCAAAAAUUACGGGUGCCAUGGGUAAGGGUCUGGCCACCCUUACUUUCGACAAGGAUUACCAGCGCAAACGUCAAGAGCAGCUCAACAAGCAGCCUGAAAAUCUGCAAGAAGGACUUGCGAGAAGUGGAAAGAACCUCAUCUCGGGCGUUGUUGAUGGUGUUUCCGGAGUCAUUUCGAAACCAAUUUCUGGUGCCAAGGAAGAAGGCGUGGAAGGUUUUUUCAAAGGUUUUGGAAAAGGAGUUGUGGGAUUAGUUACCAGACCAACCGCUGGAAUAGUAGAUUUCGCUAGUGGAUCCUUUGGAGCUGUGAGGAGAGCAACUGAACUGAACGAAGAGGCUAAGCGAGUUCGUCCGCCGAGAUUUUUACAGCCCGACAGCUUGGUUCGACCUUACGUUCAAGACGAAGCCGAGGGAAAUAAGAUUCUUAGCGAGCUCGAAAAAGGCAAAUACGCAAACACUGACAUCUACUACUUCCACUUGUACAUUCACAAAAGUGUUCUUUUACUUACGGAUAAGAGAAUAGCUUAUUUAGAAAGGUGUGAUCUCUUUGGUGGUUGGAAGGUGGAAUGGUCUUAUACCUGGCAAGAAAUCGACCCACCGCCACUAAUGGUUGACAAAGGAGUUCAGAUCUGCAUUAGGGAUUCACAGAGAAGGAGAAAGUUCGGAGGAUUUUUCAGUAGUUCUGAUUCGAUGAAGAUUCUUUUUAUACCUGAUUUAGCUACCAAACAGCUACUCUGCAGUAAGAUUAAGGAGCAAUUACGACAAUACGAUAUUUAGGAUAGGCCGACCAAAAAAAAAUCCGCACGAAGUUUCUUUGCACAGUGUUUUUAUUGCGGGGAGGACUGAAAAAAAUAAUUUUACUCAAACCCGCGGCGGAUUUUUUUUUUCCAAACAAGCGCAAUGUUUUAACAAACUGCUCAAGCACAAAAUGAAAAAUGUUCAUCACUGAAGACUGAUACGACGCUUAACGUAGAAGAAAGGGAAUUACGGUCAUCGAAUUAGUCACAAAUCACGAGAAAAAAAAAAUGUUCUUCCCCAUACUGAAUCAAGUACACAGAAUAUGAUUGUGAUUCCAAAUAUCAUGUUUAUUGGGUGUAUAGCCAUGUAUAGCCUUUUUACGCGUAUAUAAUGUGAAGUGCGAGAAAAAGAGAAUGAUGAAUGCACUAAGAAUAAUAAUAGUAGCUCCAGCCAUUUUACAGCCUAGUAAACUUUGUUAAACCAUCGAAUUAAUUUUAUUUAUUGACUAAUUAAUUUUUUCAAUCGUCGUGAGUAGUUCUGUACAUUUUUCUAUGAGAUAAAGUUGUUUGUUACCAGUUAUAUUUUAUUUUGUACACAUAAAUGUUGGUGUGAAGAGAUUAUAAGCUUUUUAUAUUUUUGUUUUAAUUAAUCACACAGAAUUUUGAAUGUAACUUUUAUCAGAUUUGUAUCACUCGAAACAACAUUUAUUAAGUGUUGCACUGCUUUCUUCCAAAGAGUUUAAAAAAACUGCGCGCAGGUCAUAAAAAGCCUAAACUUCAAGAUGAUUUUAAUGAUAAUAAAAGAUUUUUUUGUAUACAAAUAAUGUCCUCUUAUAAAUGUGAUGCGAACGACUGCUUAGUUUUUUUUUUUUUUUUUUGUUACCUAAUUUUCAAAUUGCCAUACGGAAUA